Molecule: messenger RNA, 2081 nt
Organism: Lutzomyia longipalpis
Lineage: Eukaryota; Metazoa; Arthropoda; Insecta; Diptera; Psychodidae
Product: luciferin 4-monooxygenase-like
Exons: 5
Coding region: 285-1967 (560 amino acids)
Biological process (GO): long-chain fatty acid metabolic process; fatty-acyl-CoA biosynthetic process
Molecular function (GO): long-chain fatty acid-CoA ligase activity
Source: RefSeq, a predicted model, not a curated record
UCCAUUUAGGCUUUUCAUGGGAUUAGUAAGAGAGGUUCUUGACACCAUUUUUUUGUCUUCUUUCUCUCGACACCUUCCAAAAUAUUUCAGCAAACAAUCUUAAUCUUUCGGCAAAAAUAAAUAAAUUUUAUCUUAAACCGUCUCGAAAUUACGUUCUUUCUACCUAAAAUAUCCGAAUCAUUCGUCUCUCAGUGUUUCAGUAUUGUUCAGCAUUUAAAUCCAGAUGGUAGCAUCUCAAAGAGGUCUCAAAGAACUGUUGUAAAAAAGUGAAUUUGUGAACAAAAAUGUCCCUAAAUCCUCAAACUAAAUACUUUGCUGAAGAAAAAAUAUGGCGUGGUCCUGCUAAACCCGCGUGGUUAUUUAAUGAUAAAGUAAAUUUGGGACGAAUUGUCCUUGGCGUCCUUAAGCGCGAUCCUGAGAAAGUGAUUCAAAUUAGCGAUGAUAACGGUGUGCGGAUGACUAAUCUUGAAACAGCUGAAAAUGCUGAGAAAAUUGCUUGUGGUUUGAGGCGAAGGGGUUGCGAGAGGGGCGAUGUUGUGGGUUUUGUGGCAAGAAAUGGGCAUAAUUUGGCUCCAGCCCUCCUUGGUUGCUUUUUCCUCGAAGCACCAACAAAUGCAAUGGAUGUGUUUCAGAAUGAAGAUGAACUUUAUUCAAUUUUUAAAAUCACAAAACCCAAAUUUAUCUUCUGUGACAACGAUAUGGUUUCAAUGAUUGAGAAAAUUGCGGAGAAAUUGCCAAAUUACCCAACAAUUGUUGUUUUUGGGAAGAAAAUGUCGAAUUACCUUCAUAUUGAGGAGCUAAUGAGAGAAGGAGAUUCUGCGAAAUUGUUAAGAAAACUUUAUGAAGAAACAAGUGAAGGAUCUCAAUCAGAGUACCAAAUAAUUGUGUGCUCUUCGGGAACAACUGGCUCACCUAAGGCAGUUGCUCUGCCCUAUCAAACUCUUGUUCGGGAGCAUUGGUUUGAUGGUUUGGAAACUUCACCAGAGGAUUGUUUCUUUAGUUUUUGCCCCCCUUUUUGGUCCGUUUUCUACGUUAAUGUUUUGAAGCACCUCUUUGCGGGAGUCCCUCGUGUUAUCACAACAGACGAUUUUAGUCCUGAAACUUAUCUAAAGAUCGUUGAAAAGUACAACGUAACACACACGUUGGUCUCUUCCAUCUAUCUAAAUCUCACUCUUCAAUCGCCCGAAAUGAAAUCAACAAGUUUGCUAAAUAUCAAACAACUCCUCUUCACUGGGAGUCUAACAACGGAUGAUCUGGCAAAGAAGUUGAUGCCCUACAUUCCCAAUGCUGACGUCUACAUUGCCUAUGGGAUGUCAGAAAUUGGGAAUAUUGCCAUGUAUAAGUUUAAUCCUGAGAAGCCAAUAAGUGUUGGUUGCCUACUCCAUGGCGUUCAGGGUAUCGUCCUAAGUGAUGAAGGAAAACGCCUUGGUCCAGGACAGAGUGGGGAACUCUGCUUCAAAACCCCAAAGCACAUGUUUGGUUAUCUGGAGAAUCCAGUUGAAACGGAAAAUGCCUUCACCGAAGAAGGCUUCUUCCGAACCGGAGAUUUGGGUUUCUACAACGAAGAUGGCUUCUUACACAUUGUUGGACGUUCCAAGGAUGUCAUCAAGUACUACAUGACGCAUGUUUCAGCAUCAGAAAUUGAGAGAGUCAUCAAGGCUCAUCCACACGUGCAAGAUGCCGUUGCUGUGGGUAUACGAAAUGAUAAAUGCUACCAACUACCAGCUGCAGUUGUUACGAGAAAAAAGGACGCCAAUGUAACGGCCAAGGAGCUUUCGAAACUUGUUGAGGAGAACCUCCCGGAUAAUCAUAAACUUCGCGGGGGAAUUUAUUUUGUUGAUAAUUUGCAAACAACCUUCACGGGGAAGCUCAAAAAGAAGGAAAUUGAAAAGUAUGCAACGAAAAUGUAUAAUUCAACUGAAUCGAAUACUUUUAUUAUCAACCAAAAGGAAACAAGAAACAUUUAAAUUUUUGGGAGUUAAGGAUAAGUUUUAAGAGUUUUAAGGGGCUUAGAAAAAUGAAGAAAAAAAAUUAUAAAAGUGAAUUUUGAGAAAACCUAAUAAAAAUUUCUAUUCCACAAA